This is a messenger RNA of Hippocampus comes (tiger tail seahorse), 551 nucleotides long. Its product is annotated as mitochondrial import receptor subunit TOM20 homolog. Gene Ontology annotation, cellular component: mitochondrial outer membrane translocase complex. The transcript is spliced from 5 exons. The coding region runs from base 82 to 522 and encodes 146 amino acids. Gene Ontology annotation, biological process: protein import into mitochondrial matrix; intracellular protein transport; protein targeting. NCBI's taxonomy places the organism in Eukaryota, Metazoa, Chordata, Actinopteri, Syngnathiformes, Syngnathidae. The record is from RefSeq and is a predicted model, not a curated record. Gene Ontology annotation, molecular function: transmembrane protein transporter activity.
CUUCCUGUCUGUCCCGCCGUCGGUAUCCCAAACGGGCCAGAAAAGGAGAAAAGAUCGAGCAGCUCUUCGGAUUUUGGAGCGAUGAUGGUCGGGAAGACGGGCGCCAUCGCGGCGGGGGUGUGCGGGGCACUCUUCGUCGGUUAUUGCCUCUAUUUCGAUCGGAAGAGACGCAGCGACCCCAACUUCAAGAACAGGCUGCGCGAACGGCGGAGGAAGCAGAAGGUGGCCAAAGAGCGAGCCGGCACGGCCAAGCUCCCGGACCUGAAAGACUCCGAGGCCGUCCAGAAGUUUUUCCUGGAGGAGAUCCAGCUGGGGGAGGAGCUUCUGGCCCAAGGCGACUACGAGAAGGGCGUGGACCACCUGACCAACGCCAUCGCCGUCUGCGGACAGCCGCAGCAGCUCCUGCAGGUCCUCCAGCAGACGCUGCCGCCGCCCGUCUUCCAGAUGCUCCUCACCAAGCUGCCCACCAUCAGUCAGCGUAUCGUGAGCGCGCAGAGUCUGAGCGAGGAUGACAUCGAGUGAAGGCGGCUGGCCGUCCUCGUCUUCGUUCC